Messenger RNA from Drosophila nasuta, 1008 nucleotides. Its product is annotated as keratin, type II cytoskeletal 1-like. The record is from RefSeq and is a predicted model, not a curated record. The coding region runs from base 43 to 972 and encodes 309 amino acids. Gene Ontology annotation, cellular component: chitin-based extracellular matrix. Gene Ontology annotation, molecular function: structural constituent of chitin-based larval cuticle. The transcript has 2 exons. NCBI's taxonomy places the organism in Eukaryota, Metazoa, Arthropoda, Insecta, Diptera, Drosophilidae. Gene Ontology annotation, biological process: chitin-based cuticle development.
CAACCGAACAGUCAAAGUUAAAGAACUUCAGUUGAAUUCAAAAUGCGUGCAUUCAUUGUUAUGUGCUUCGUGGCAGUCGCCUGCGCCGAUAAGUUGGGCUACAACUACCAGCCAGUCAGUCACUCUGACUCUGGACUGUCCUUCAGCCCUGGCAGUGGCAGCAUUGGCGGCGGCAGCAUUGGUGGAGGAUCGAUCGGCGGUGGCAGCCUCGGAGGCCUUGGUGGUCUUGGUGGUGGCAGCAUUGGAGGAGGUUCGAUCGGCGGCGGCAGCCUCGGAGGCCUUAGUGGUCUUGGUGGUGGCAGCAUUGGAGGAGGUUCGAUCGGCGGCGGCAGCCUUGGCGGUCUUGGAGGUGGCAGCAUUGGUGGUGGUAGCAUCGGUGGUGGCAGCAUUGGCGGCGGCAGCAUCGGUGGUGGUAACCUCGGUGGUCUGUCUGGUGGUUCUCUGGAGGCUCCAGUCUCUUACAACGCCCCUGCCCCAGCUGCUGAAUUGGAAAAGGAAUUCUUCACCUUCACCGCCAACGAACAGGACUUCGAUGAACCCCAAUCUUUGGAGAAGGUGUCCAGCUCAUUGAACAAGGCUCUGCGUGUUGUCUUCAUCAAGGGACCCGAGAACCGUGGUUUGGAGAACGCUGCUUUGGCUCUGGCUAAGCAGGCUGCCCAGCAAGAGACCGCCAUCUAUGUCCUGAACAAGCAGGCUGACAUUGGAGAUCUGGCCAACAAGUUGAACGCCAUCCGCAGCAACAGCAACAACAAGCCCGAGGUUCACUUCGUCAAGUACCGCACUCCUGAGGAUGCUGCCAACGCUCAGCGUGCCAUCCAAGGCCAAUACGAUCAAUUGGGAGGUUCUUCCCAGGCCCACAACGGUGGUGUUGCCCCCGUCCUGAACUUCGCUUCCCAGGGCCCAGUCCGUCAGGCCAGCGCUAAGUCUCCCGAGAACGCUUACUUGCCCACCUCGAUCUUCCGUCGUGUCUAAAUUUCCAGUUACAUUUAGAUCAUACGAUUGAACAAA